This is a messenger RNA of Prorocentrum cordatum, 759 nucleotides long. The record is from the annotation of a GenBank genome assembly. Lineage: Eukaryota; Dinophyceae; Prorocentrales; Prorocentraceae.
AUGUUUUUGUUGGCAUCUGCGGGCCGCCUUCCCCCCCCCCUCUGCGCCGCCGAGCCGGGCCGCCCCAUGGGAGAGGCGGAGGACAAGCCGGUGAUGCCCCAGGGCCUCCUCGGGGCAGUCCCGAACAUGAUCACGGCGUGUGUCGUGAUGAGCGGCUGCGGGCUCAUGAUGUCGGCAUCCGCUCCGGAGUACAACCCCCUGAGGGGCGUCGUCAUCUUCUGGGUCGGCUUCGUGGCCGACAUCCUCGACGGCCUCGCCGCGAGGAAGCUGAACGUCGGCUCGCACUUCGGCUCCUAUUUUGAUGAGCUGGCAGAUCUCACGGCGUUCGGUAUCGCGCCCGCUGUCUAUUUCAUGCGCCACUACAUCGAACCAGGGGAUGGCUUCUCACUUUCAUUGGCAAGGUUCAACUUCAAUUUCUUCUUAUCAAAAGGAUGUAUGACUGCGAUUUCAGGUUAUGCUUACAUGCUUUCCUCUGUCUUCCGGAUAUCGCGCGAGUUGGUGGUACACCGCGGCGAGAGGCCAAAAUUCUUUGUUGGCUUGCCCACGAAUGGAGGAGCACUCUUUCUUAUCCACGCGGUCUACUUCUUCCCGACACAGAAAUGGUUGUUUGUUUUGGUAUUGUUGUUGAGCGCUGUGAUGGCAGCACCGGUGUACAUUUACAAGGAUCCCACCGGGCUGCUCGUCCCCUUCGCAGAGCAGCGGGCCAGCAUGAAGGCGGCUCGCCUCUUGGAGGAGAAGAUGCUCAAGAAGGGGAAGUAG